CACUCGUUGUGCACGGUUUUAGAAACUGAGGUUGUAAAGUUGUAAAAACUAUGGUGAUGUUCAAGUGGAGCUGGCAGCUCUCAGCGCUGUUGCUAACAACAUUCACCAGCUUCGCGCACUCUCAACAAAACUACAGCCAUCCAAAUGAGUUUCUAUACUUCAACGAAGCAGAUGCGCAAUAUCUACUCACCCAAGUCAAUGAUGUCUAUUGGGCCAGCGCCACGGCCUAUCGGCAAUUCGCCGACGAUACGUUAAGUCCCGAUAUUUUGAUGCGCGAAAAGUUGCGGCCCUUCUAUGAGACUAUGCAGAAAUUCGAUUGGCAGAAUUUUGUAGAUCCUCUGUUGAAGCGACAAUUCCAGGUGAUUUUGCGCGGUGCCAAAUAUCCACCAAUCAGCUAUAAAUUCAAACGUGCCACACACACACUGAAGAGCAUGUCGCGCAAGAAGUGGGUGUGCCACAAAGAGGAUGCCACCAAAUGUAAUAUGGCUUUUGUGCAUCAGAUAAAGACGAUCUUCACGAAUAGCGAUGAUUUGGAUGAGAUCAAAUACUAUUGGAAGGAGUGGCGCAACAAAAUGCCCGCUGAGGUGAAGGAAGCGCUGCACUACUACAUUGACUACUAUCAAAAUAUGAGUACACCAGAUGUGUUGCCAUCUGCAUAUUGGUAUGAUCAGUAUGAAGAUCCACAUUUGAUCUAUGAACUGGAGAAACUAAUGGAUGCGCUACGCCCAUUCUAUCGGGAAUUACACGCACAUUUACGCAAUAUGUUGCGCCACAAGUAUGGGGAUGAUGUCAUACCACCAACUGGACUCAUACCACAUCAUCUCAUGGAACAGGUCACGUAUCAGGCGUGGAAGAAGGAAACGGUGUUGCAAAAUCCUUUCCCACAAAGAAAGCUACCCAAUCUGCAAACCGAAUUGGAUGGUGAGGGCUUGCAGCCAUUCGAUUUCGUCAAUAUUAGUGUGCAGUUCUUCAGCUCGCUGGGCUUUAGCAAUCUAACCGAUACAUUCAUGCGCGAGCAUUUCAUUCCAAUGGCUGCUGGCACCGGUGGUCCCGACUGCAAGUCGCGUAUUUUCGAUUUCGGCGAAGUGGAGCUACACUACUGUCCCAAGGUCUACUAUAAAAAGCUGCUGCAAACACACGCUGACAUAGCGGCGGUGCAAUAUGCGAUCGAAAAAAAUAAUUUCCGUGUUGGGCUCAAUCAGGAAGCCUGUCCCGGUUUUGGUGCUGCACUGGGUGAGGCUGUAAUAUUGUCCGUUUCUAAUCCAAAGCAUUUGCAACAGCGUCUAGGUCUCUUGAAGAAUUAUGAGUAUGAUGACAUUUUGAACUUGAAUCGUCUCUACAGAAUGGCUGCUCAUACACUGCUCACACUGCCUACUUAUUUUGUUCAUGAAAAACUCUGGGUUGAUAUGAUCGAUGGUAGAGUGCCGCCUGAGCAUUAUAAUUGUCACUAUUGGAAUCUAAUGCAGAAAUAUAUGGGCGUGGAGCCACCUCUGCAAACCAACCCAGAUGCCUACGAUAUGCCCUACAAGUUCUAUGAGGGCAUUGUCGAUCAGUCUCGUAGCACCAAAAAACUAUUUGACGAGUUCUUGGGCUAUCAGAUAUAUCGCUCAAUUUGUUUAAAUAUUGGGCAAUAUGAACGACGUAACGCCUACAAGCCACUGGAUAACUGUGAUUUUUACGGCAGCAAGCAUGCGGGAAAAUUUAUUUACGACAUGAUGAGCGCCGGAUCCUCAAAGCCGUGGCGUGAACUCAUCAAAUCACUAACCAUGAUCAAGUUGACAAAUAUGACUGCCACCGCAUUCCUGGAGUACUUCGAACCACUAAACACAUGGAUCACCGACGAUAAUGUGAGCAAGAAUUUGCGGGUCGGCUGGAUGCCUAUCGACAAAUGCAAUCCACGCGUAGCUCUGCUAAAUGCAACCAAAGUGGUUUAUUGAAAAAAAUAAAAUAAAACAAAAAUAAAAACGAAAAUAAAAACAAAACAAAAGGCGUGAAUACGUGGCACAUGUCAACACGUUCCGGCAGUAAUCUGUGCAGAAACUCAAGCAGUGACAAGACUAACACAACAAUCGCUCGUCAACAUCAUCAUCCACCCACGCUAUUACCGGGGGCACACCAGCAAGCAUGCGCUUCCAAAGAUAUAAAUUAUGUGCUUUCUUUAUUUGUUUUUAUUUAUUUAUUUUUUUUGUUGCCGCUUGAACUGGGCGCAAUCCAGAAAUUGUUGAAUGGAUUCAUAUACACGUUUUAUCAACUACAGUCACAUUCAUUUGCACAAGCGUUGAUGGAAUUUUUGUUUACGACGAAAAAUAUCCAUUUGAUAAUUUUACAAAACAGCUCAAGUGUUGCCACGUUUUCAUUAUCUCAUUAAGAAACUUAGUUUUUAAGCAACAGGAAAUGAAAAAAAUGUUUUUUUAUCCUUGCAAUAAAAGUAAAAUGAG
Anastrepha obliqua is the source of this 2438-nucleotide messenger RNA. RefSeq names its product angiotensin-converting enzyme-like. Bases 51 to 1937 code for a protein of 628 amino acids. Lineage: Eukaryota; Metazoa; Arthropoda; Insecta; Diptera; Tephritidae. The record is from RefSeq and is a predicted model, not a curated record. Gene Ontology annotation, molecular function: peptidyl-dipeptidase activity; metallopeptidase activity. Gene Ontology annotation, cellular component: plasma membrane. Gene Ontology annotation, biological process: proteolysis. The transcript is spliced from 7 exons.